Messenger RNA from Sinocyclocheilus anshuiensis, 4158 nucleotides. Its product is annotated as 1-phosphatidylinositol 4,5-bisphosphate phosphodiesterase beta-1-like. Gene Ontology annotation, molecular function: phosphatidylinositol-4,5-bisphosphate phospholipase C activity; calcium ion binding; calmodulin binding. The record is from RefSeq and is a predicted model, not a curated record. The transcript has 32 exons. Bases 320 to 3982 code for a protein of 1220 amino acids. Lineage: Eukaryota; Metazoa; Chordata; Actinopteri; Cypriniformes; Cyprinidae. Gene Ontology annotation, biological process: release of sequestered calcium ion into cytosol; memory; G protein-coupled receptor signaling pathway. Gene Ontology annotation, cellular component: cytoplasm; nuclear speck.
ACAUGAGUCAACGUGCGGAGGACUCUCUCUCUCUCUCUCUCUCUCCAUCAUUUAUGAUCGCUCUUUCUCUCCGCUGCUCAUUUGCUCCGCGUCUUCAAUCACUCCUUCCGUUCUCAACCACAAAUCUGCGGCGUUCAGUCCAGUCAAGCAGCAUGAAUUGAACGCUUCUAAAUGACCAUCCGAGCGCGUAAAGCGUUUCCAUUCACCACAACUGUUCGGCUGUCAUCCAGCGCGCUCCGCUUGGGCUUCUUCCCGGAGAAGAAAGAGAGAGACUCUUGAUUUUCCCCCCGCAGCUUUGGGUGUAAAUGUUGAAGCUUGAAUGGCUGGAGCUCAACCUGGCGUUCAUGCGCUUCAACUCAAGCCGGUGUGCGUGUCCGAGAGUCUGAAGCGAGGCAGUAGAUUUAUGAAAUGGGAUGAGGAUUCGUCUACGGUGACUCCAGUGACGUUGCGCGUCGAUCCGCAGGGAUACUUCCUGUACUGGACAGAUCAGAAUAAGGAAACAGAUCUAUUGGACAUCACCUACAUCAAAGAUGCAAGAACGGGGAAAUGCACCAAAACGCCAAAGGAGGCGAAGCUGCGGGAGCUGCUGGAUGUGGGGAAUCUGGUGGGCCGGAUAGAGAACCGGAUGCUGACGGUGGUGACGGGGCCAGACAUGGUCAACAUCCAGUACCUGAACUUCAUGGCCUUCCAAGAAGAUGUCGCCAAGGAGUGGGCAGAUGAGCUCUUCAGUCUGGCGUCUAACCUGCUCGCUCAGAACAUGGGCCGAGAGUCCUGUCUGGAGAAAGCCUUCACGAGACUCAAGCUGCAGACGAAUCAGGAGGGUCGAAUCCCAGUGAAAAACAUCUUCCGCAUGUUCUCGACUGACCGGAAGCGCGUGGAGACGGCGCUGGAGAGCUGCAAUCUUCCGUCCGGCCGGAACGACUCCAUCCCUUUGGAGGAUUUGACGCCUGAUGUUUACAAAUCGUUCAUCAACAACCUCUGCCCACGAUCUGAGAUCAACCAAAUAUUUGCUGAUCUCGGCGCGAAGAACAGAAACUAUCUGACGGUGGAUCAGAUGACAGAAUUCAUCAACAGCAAGCAGCGAGACCCGCGUCUGAACGAGAUCCUGUACCCACCGCUCAAACCUGAGCAAACCCAGCUGCUCAUAGAGAAGUUCGAGCCCAACGCAGCGGGGAUUCAGAACGGGCAGAUCUCAGUGGAGGGCUUCGCCAGGUAUCUGAUCAGUGAGGAGAACAGCGUCAUUCCACCAGAAAAACUGGACCAGAGUGAAGACAUGACCUUCCCUCUCUCUCAGUACUUCAUCAACUCGUCCCACAACACCUACCUCACAGCUGGGCAGCUCGCGGGGAACUCCUCUGUUGAGAUGUACCGGCAGACGCUGCUGUCUGGCUGUCGCUGUGUGGAGCUGGACUGCUGGAAGGGCCGGACGGCGGAGGAGGAACCCGUCAUCACACACGGCUUCACCAUGACCUCAGAAAUCUCCUUCAAGGAAGUGAUCGAAGCCAUAGCAGAGUGCGCUUUUAAGACGUCUCCGUUCCCCGUCAUCCUGUCCUUUGAGAAUCAUGUGGACUCCCCCAAACAGCAAGCCAAAAUGGCAGAAUAUUGCCGAUCGAUAUUCGGGGACGCUCUUUUGACUGAGACUCUGGAGAAAUAUCCUCUUGAGUCCGGCGUUCCUCUGCCAAGCCCUCAUGAGCUCGUGGGAAAGAUCCUCAUCAAGAACAAGAAAUCUCACCCCAAACCCUCAGACGGCAGCACUAAGAAGAAGCUGUCCGAGCAGGCGUCCAACACCAACAGCGACUCGUCCAGCGUCUUUGAGCCGUCGUCUCCCAGCACUGGACCCGCAGCUUUAGCGUCUGCAGAGGUGGAGGCUGAGGAUGAUGAGGAUGAAGAUGAUGAUGAUGAUGACUGUAAGAAGUCCAUGGACGAGGGUACAGCAGGAUCUGAAGCCUUUGCCACUGAAGAAAUGUCCACGCUGGUCAACUACAUCCAGCCCACCAAGUUCCACUCGUUUGAGAUUUCCAAGAAGAGCAAACGCAGUUAUCAGAUGUCAUCGUUCGUGGAGACCAAAGCGCUGGAGCAUCUCACCAAGACACCGGUGGAGUUUGUCGAAUACAACAAGUUUCAGCUGAGCAGGAUUUAUCCUAAAGGAACGCGCGUGGAUUCCUCCAACUACAUGCCGCAGGUCUUCUGGAACGCCGGCUGUCAGCUCAUAGCACUCAACUUUCAGACCAUCGAUCUGUCCAUGCAGCUGAACCUCGGCAUGUACGAGUACAACGGCAAGAGCGGCUACAGACUCAAACCAGAGUUCAUGAGACGACCGGACAAGCACUUCGACCCCUUCACAGAAAGCACUGUGGACGGCAUCGUAGCCAACACCUUAUCAGUGAAGAUCAUAUCAGGACAGUUUCUGACUGACAAGAAGGUGGGUGUUUAUAUGGAGAUUGACAUGUUUGGACUCCCCGUCGACACCAGACGAAAAGCUUUCAAGACAAAGACGUCCCAGAGCAAUGCCAUCAACCCUGUGUGGGACGAGGAGCCCAGCGUCUUUAAAAAAGUGGUUUUGCCCACGCUGGCAUCCCUCAGGAUAGCCGUGUAUGAAGAGGGCGGCAAGUUCAUCGGCCAUCGCAUCAUCCCCGUCUCAGCCAUUCGUCCGGGUUAUCGUUACAUCGGAUUGAGAAAUGAAAAGAAUCAAGCGCUGACUCUUCCUGCUAUAUUUGUGUAUAUCGAGGUGAAAGACUAUGUUCCUGAUACAUUCGCCGAUGUCAUCGAAGCGCUGUCCAACCCCAUCAGAUACGUCAACCUGAUGGAGCAGAGAUCCAAACAGCUGGCGGCGCUCACUCUAGAGGAGGGAGAAGAGGAGAAAGACACCAAAGAGGUGGAUCCUGGUGUUGAAAACCCUUCGGAGGUUAAAAGCGAACCCAAACCCGUCCCGGUUGAGAACGGCCUGAGUCACGCGCCCAGCGCCGCUCCGAAACCCGCGUCCCAGAUCAGCCCACAGCCGCAGUCCACAGGCUCAACCAAACCAGCGGCAAAGACUGAAGAUCUGAUUCAGAGCGUCCUCACCGAGAUGGAGGCGCAAACCGUCGAGGAGCUCAAACAGCAGAAGGGCUUCGUCCGAGAGCAGAGACGACAUUAUAAAGAGAUGAAGGACCUGGUGAAGAAACACCACAAGAAGACCACCGAGAUGAUCAAGGAGCACACGGCCAAAUACAACGAGUUCCAGCACGACUACCUGCGCAAACGAGCCGUCCUGCUGAAGUCUGCCAAACGAGACGGUAAGAAGAGGUGUUUGUCGUCCAAUCCUGAACACGGAGCCUCGUUCUUCGAGCAGGAGCUGGCCAAUCUGGAUCAGGACAGCGGACAGAAACUCUCUGAACUCAAAGAACAGCAGCAGCAGCAGCUCCUCAAUCUGCGUCAGGAGCAGUAUUACAGCGAGAAAUAUCUGAAGAAAGAGCACAUCAAACAGGUGAUCGAGAAGCUGACGGCCAUCGCUGAGGAGAGUCAGAGCAACCAAAUGAAGAAAAUCAAGGAGCUGUGUGAGAAAGAAAAGAAAGAGCUGAAAAAGAAAAUGGACAAGAAGAGACAAGAGAAGAUCAGUGAAGCCAAAUCCAAGGAGAAACACCUGACCGAAGAGGAGAAGCUGGAGAUCAACAGGUCGUAUGUGAACGAGGUGGUGCAGCACAUCAAGAGGCUGGAAGACGCUCAGACUAAAAGACACGAGAAGCUGGUAGAAACUCAUAAGAGCAUCCUGCAACAGAUAUUAGACGAGAAACCCAAGCUCCAGAACGACCUGGAUCAGGAAUACCAGGACAAAUUCCGGCGGCUUCCUCUGGAGAUCCAGGAGUUUGUGCAGGAAAGCACCAAGAGAAAGACUGAGGACGGAGAGCAGGAGGUUCUUCCCUCUUCCUCCUCCACGCUGGAGAAACUCAUGCAGAAGGGAGCACAGUCUGAAGACGACACAGAGGAGGAGAAGAAAGACUGAUGUCAGAAACCUUCAGGAUCUCUUCCCACUUCACUUUUACGUUCCUUCAUUUCCAAACUAGAGAUUUGUAAGGCUUGCGUUUACUCCAGCAGACGAAGGAGGGUUUGUGUCGCAUCAGAAACAUGGCUUCAUGUCACGCUGGGAGAUUUACAUCUGAAUUAUUUCUAGUGUUCUGU